CCGAAGCAGAUUCACGAGAUCAAGGAUUUUCUCCUCACAGCUAGGAGGAAGGAUGCCCGUUCGGUGAAGAUCAAGAGGAGCAAAGACGUGGUGAAGUUCAAGGUCCGCUGCUCCAAGUACCUCUACACCUUGUGUGUUUUUGACUCCGAGAAGGCUGACAAGUUGAAGCAGUCUCUUCCCCCCAGGUUUGAGCGUGCAAGACCUUUGAAGAAAUUUGAAUUGGAAGCACUUUUUGUUGGACAGGUUUUGAUGGCUGUUUGUUACUCCGGUGGAAAUGCCAUUCAAGUGUUCCGUCGUUUUGUGGUUUUGUUGAAUUUCUUGAAUACAGACUUGAAGGUGUAGAACUGUUGCCUUGUAACAAAUAACAUGAACUCUACAAUAUUGCAGGUUGAAGUAGUUUCUGAGUUUCUGAGCCGUGAAAUCCGGUUGAAAACCAUUAUAUUACCUGAGACGCUUCUCUUGCUCCAUAUACCGUAGCAUCUACUUGCACUGUAUGUAUGCACGAGCGACACAUUUGAACUUGCCCUGAUGCAUUUGGAGAUGGGUAUUCGAAUUCCACCAGCGACCGACUCUUUACCAGCUCUUCGUUCUCUU
Molecule: messenger RNA, 594 nt
Organism: Linum tenue
Lineage: Eukaryota; Viridiplantae; Streptophyta; Magnoliopsida; Malpighiales; Linaceae
Source: the annotation of a GenBank genome assembly